AUGGUAAAUCUACUUCUGAUAACUGUUGCUAUCACCAUUGUGGUAAUGGGAUCGAAGUCUUGUGGAUUCUUCUCUGCAACUAAACUUGCCGAGUUUCCGAAAAUGUGGAGAAAUGCAAUUAAUCCAAAAAAGCCUAUUGGCUCACCAAGUCGCUACAUGCAAGGCAAGCAACACCAGUGCGACGGAGAUGCACAGCGACUGCCCGAGGAGAGGCAAAACCGACGAGGUCGCCACGAAGGAGUGCAGAGCAAUGUUGCAAUCCGCUACGCGACUUCGGUAGCACUUGCGGUGGACAAACCGAAGCAAGGAGUCACUCUUCGCGCCUUAAGCGCAAAAAUACCACCAUCUUGUGAUUUACCCAGUCAGUGUCAACCUAUGUUGCUUAAGAAGUACGCAACGCGUCUCCAGGGUUGGUAUUUGAACGAGUUUGUAAAUGAGCCAGAACAAACCAUGUCGCUGAUUCUUGAGUAUGAUUUGACUUGGAACGAUCCCAGGCUGACAUGGAACUCCUCCGAGUUUCACGAUAUCAACGGGUUUUUCGUGAAUCGUGACGCUGUGUGGCGUCCAGACGUUGUGCCUUAUGAUAUGCUGUCCAUUUCGGAUACAAGGGAUGUAGAUAUCCAGCACGUUUAUGUGAAGAGCAACGGCGAUAUGCUAUAUUAUGCUUCGCGUGUGGUGACAGUAUUAUGCCCUUUGAAGAUUCAAAGAUUCCCAUUUGACCAUCAAGUUUGCGAGGUGGGCUUCUCGUCGUACACCUUUUGGAUAGCCGAACUCCGCCUUGUGUCUGCAGUGAAACCGUACAUCAACGCUACAACAGCGGGCACGGGUGAAUGGACUGUCGUCGAAAUUGUCACAGGCAGCCCAGAACUAUUGGUCGAAGAAACAUCAGAGACCUAUGGAACGGUAUACUACAUCAUUCGCGUCAAACGAAGUUCAACAUUCUAUAUUGUCAUGAUAGUUCUGCCAUCUUUCAUCCUAACUUUUCUUUGUGUGCUUGGGCUUUUCUGGACAAAGUUCGACAAAACAGACUACCUCGAGAAGAAUCAUUUUGAGGACUUCAAAGACAGGCAAGAAGAGCUGGUUUCGAAAUUACUAUCGGACUAUAGAAAAGACCUCCCACCCAUAUAUGCUCGAGCACGCGGCAAUCUCUCGCUAGCCAAUCCAAUGACCGUGAAAAUAUCUCUACGCUACAUAAAACUAUUGGCAAUUAAUGAGCCUGAACAAACCAUCGCUGUGAUUCUCGAAUACGAUUUGGUGAAAAGCAACGGCGAUGUACAUCAUUAUGCGUCGCGUGUAGUCACAGUCGUGUGCCCUUUAAACGGCACCGGUGAAUGGAAUGUGGUUAACAUAACUACUGAAGACGCCACUAUAUUACGUGAAGACGGAUUGCCAAGCUUCGAACUGCUUGCUCUCGGCUUUGCUGCCAUCCUCGCUAUGUGCACGGUUUUGGAGAUUGUCGAACAAUCAGUGCCGAAAACUAAGCAGCUUCCCGCACUUUGUAAGUCGUUUUUGUCAAUGAACAAGCAGCAGAAAAAGCAGAUUUUCAUAAAUGGACAGAAAUGUGGUACUCUCAUGGUCAAUAAGACGUGA
Ostertagia ostertagi is the source of this 1590-nucleotide messenger RNA. The record is from the annotation of a GenBank genome assembly. Lineage: Eukaryota; Metazoa; Nematoda; Chromadorea; Rhabditida; Trichostrongylidae.